Malurus melanocephalus (red-backed fairy wren) is the source of this 776-nucleotide messenger RNA. It is a transcript of the gene RCE1, whose product is annotated as Ras converting CAAX endopeptidase 1. Gene Ontology annotation, cellular component: endoplasmic reticulum membrane. Gene Ontology annotation, molecular function: metalloendopeptidase activity. The transcript is spliced from 2 exons. Bases 1 to 741 code for a protein of 246 amino acids. Gene Ontology annotation, biological process: CAAX-box protein processing. The record is from RefSeq and is a predicted model, not a curated record. Lineage: Eukaryota; Metazoa; Chordata; Aves; Passeriformes; Maluridae.
AUGGAUUUUGGGGUGAAUUCAGUGGAUUUUGGGGUUGCAGACCCGCGGCUGUGGGCGCUGUGCCUCGGGGAUGUUCGCUGGCUGCGGAAUCAGGUGGUGGCACCGCUGACAGAGGAGUUGGUGUUCAGAGCCUGCAUGCUGCCCAUGCUGGUGCCCUGCACUGGGCCUGGCCCCGCCGUGCUGGCCUGCCCGCUGUUCUUUGGGGUCGGUGAGUGCCCCCAAAUACCCCAAAAAAAUCCCAAAAAACCUAUCCCAAAAUAUCCCAAAAAACCACCCCAAAACAUCCAAAACCCCACCUCAAAAUAUCCCAAAAAUGCYCCAAAAAMCACUCCAAAAUAUCCCAAAAMAMCACCCYCAAAUAUCCMAAAAAACCCAUCCCAAAAUAUCCCAAAACAUGGGGUUCCAGGGGGAUUUGGGAUCCCAGAUUUUGGGUUUAGGGUUUGGGAUCCCGGGUGGGUUCCAGGUGUAUUUUUGGUGUAUUUUGGGUGUGUUUUGGGGUUCCCAACACCCCAAUUUCCCCUGUCCCCAGGUCACCUGGCCGGGCCGGUGCUGUGCCACUCCUUCUGUAACUCCAUGGGGUUCCCGGCUCUGGGGGCGGCCCUGGGGCACCCUCGGCGCCGGGCGCUGCUCCCCGCGUACCUUUUGGGGGUUUUGGGUUUUCUGCUGCUGCUGCACCCCCUGACCGAACCCGCCUUCUUCGGGGCGGCCCCGCCCUGCCGAGACCCCAAAUCCUGCUCCUGACACGGGCGGGGGGCGCCCGCCCCACCCCCACCCCA